Messenger RNA from Zonotrichia leucophrys gambelii, 1233 nucleotides. RefSeq names its product inositol 1,4,5-trisphosphate receptor-interacting protein-like 1. The transcript has a single exon. Gene Ontology annotation, cellular component: membrane. Lineage: Eukaryota; Metazoa; Chordata; Aves; Passeriformes; Passerellidae. The record is from RefSeq and is a predicted model, not a curated record.
AUGGUGGCAAGGGAGAAAGCGGCAGUGUGGAACACAGAGAAAAGACCGAAGAAGCACGGGAAUGAGCAAGGCAUCCUUUUAAUGGACCACAUAGAGUGGCCUGUGGAGGACCUGGAGAGAGCUUGCUCAGUAGUACCUGAGCUGAUGGAGAGCUUGACGCGUGUCUUUGUGGACAGCGUGAGCAAUAGCUCCUACCCAGUGCCCAUAGAAGCCAUCGGGGUGGGCAGUGCCUUUGAGGGUUGGAGUCCCCGUGACUGGGAUGGGGUGUACCGUGUGCUGGUCCCACUGAAUCCCCCACCCGGGCACGCCUUCCACCUGGAGCUGAACAGCGCAGGGCAGGUGGCAGCAAGGACCUUCAACGUCUGUGUGGAGCUGGUGUGCACGUGCGAGAAGGAGCAGCUGGCAGAGAAGCCGUUGUGCUUCCUGCACCACUCGCGGAAGGAGCUGCGGCGGAAGCAGAAGCGCAGCCUCCUAGGGACACUCUGCACCGGCUCCUACCUGGACGUGGCAAAAACCUCCCACUGGUUCUGCCAGUUGGUGAGAAGCUCGUGGCUGCAAGUGCCUCAGUGGCACUCAUGGCACUUGGUGUUUCAGCCGUGCAGCCGGUCCUGCCGAUUGCAGCUGAGCAAAGGCAGGGAGAGCCUGACGGUGGAGAUGCUCUUUGGGGUGCGCUGAGGGGACUCUGACAUCUUUGUGGUCAGCCAGCCCACAGAGGCCCAGAAAGGCGAGUCCAGCAUCUUUGUGAGGAGGCAGUUCGCCAAGGCCAACAUCAUUACAAGCACAGCGUGGGCCGAGAUGACCGCUGUGGCAGAGGCAAAAUUUUUCCAGCACAUCACCAGGCAGCUGCCGUGUGAGAGCUUGCACCUGAAAUGCCUGCAGCUCUUCACCUGCAUCCUGAAGGAUACAGGUUUUUCCAGCUCUACCUGGAAGACUGUGGUCAUGCACGUGCUGACCACAGUUCCGCUGUCCCGGUGGCACAGGAGAGCAUUUGCACAGCGGCUGUGGGACAUCAUGGCGUACCUGGAUCGGUGCCUGCAGCUGACACACCUGAGGCACUUUGUGCUGGGCAAUGAGAGGCUUCCUGCAGAGAUCAGCUUGCCACCAGCCAUGCGAGGGGUUGUGCCACCCAACCUCUUUGAGCACCUGGCCCGAGAUCUGGCCGCCCACAGAGAGGCAAGGCAAGCUUAUGGUCGGCUGCGAUUUCGCCUCGGGGUGCUGCUCUCCAGCCACUGA